AUGUAUCAGAAUGAAAUCUUACCUGGUUUGAAAGCUUUCAAUGGAGAGACAGUAGAUAUCAGAGACUUGGACAACGUACUAGGAAACAUGGGGAUUGAACUUACCAAAGAAGAACUUGAAGAGCUGACAAGAAACCUUCCAGUUGAUGCUAAAGGGGAGACCGAUUUGAAAUCAUUGAUGGAUACAGUGCAAGUUAUUACAGGAGGAGAAGUUGACUUCAAUGACCUGGAAAAUGUCCUGCAAAAUAUGGGGAUAGAGCUCACAUCUAGAGAACACUUGGAGCUAGAGAAAUUACUUCCAAUUGAUGCUAAUGGAAAAAUAUAUAAGAAUAGGUUGCUGAAUUGUGUGAAAGGGAUAAAAGAGUUGCAAGUCAAUGUUCAUGACAUUGACAGUAUACUCGGAAACAUGGCAUUCAAACUCACAGCUGAGGAACUUAAUGAUCUAACCCCAAAUCUACCAGUGAAUGGAGGGAUUAUUGAUGUCACUAAACCAGACACUGUCUUGAAAAACAUGGGGAUGAAACUCACAGAAAUGGAAAGUAAAGCUUUGAUAGAUAACUUACCUGUUGAUGGAAAAAAGGUCAAUGCCGAAGAUCUGCUGCAAAUUUUGGGAAAUAUAGGGAUCGAGCUCACUGAGAAAGAACAUAUGAAGUUGCGACAAACAAUACCAAUUGAUGGGAAGGUUGAUGUGAAAAACCUGAAGAACGUUCUAGACAACAUGGGAAUCAAGCUCACAGAUAAAGAACUUGAAGAUCUGACACAAAGCCUGCCUGUCAGUGCUGAUAAUAAAGUGGCUAUGAAAGCAUUGGAGGAUGAAGUGAAAGCUUUUACUGGAGAAAAGAUUGAUGCUGGUGAUCUACAGAAUAUUCUUAAAAACAUGGGGACCGAGCUUACAGAUGAGGAGCACAAUCAAUUGCUAAAAACAUUGCCCAUUGAUGGAGAGGAAGUUGAUGUUGAUGACUUGAAAACAAUUCUAGGAAACAUGGGGAUAGAGCUUACGGAUAAAGAACUCACAGAACUGGUAAAUAAUCUGCCAGUUGAUGAUGGAAAGGUCUAUCCGAAAAGAUUGCUGGACAGUAUAAAGUUUCUUAGAGGAGGGAAGAUUGACUCCAGCAAAGUGGACAUGGUUUUGGGAAACAUGGGCAUAAACCUCACUGAAAAAGAACUUGAAGAUCUAACACAAAACCUACCAGUUGAUGUUAAUGGUAAGGUUGAUCUGAAAAAGGUGAUGAAUGAAAUGAAAUAUUUUACGGGAGACAAAGUUGACACAAAUAAACUUAAAAGUGUUUUAGGAAACUUGGGGAUUGAGCUCAUGCCUAAUGAACACUCGAACUUGCUGAAAACAUUGCCAGUUAAUGCUGAAAAGAAAGUCAAACUAAAUAAGUUGAUUAAAGAAUUGAGUGCUGUUUUAGGAAAACAGGUAGAUGUCUGUGACCUAGAAGAUGCACUAAAAGACAUGGAAAUAGAGGUCCCAUAUGAGGACUACUUGCACUUAGUAAAAACUUUGCCGCUUGAUGCUGAAGGAAAAGUGUAUCAAAAAAGGUUACUGGAUGGUAUAAAGACUAUUAAAAGAGGAAAGGUUGAUGUAAAUAACCUGGAUAAAUUUCUGGAAAAUAUGGGGAUUGAGCUCUCAGAAAAAGAACUUGAAGAUUUUUCAAAAGACCUACCAGUUGAUGCUGAUGAGAAGAUUGAUCUGAAAAACAUGAUGCUGAGAAUAAAAGAUUUUACAGGAGAAAAGGUUGAUGCCAGAGAUCUGAAAAAUGUUCUCAGAGACAUGGGGAUAGAAGUCAAUGAUAAGGACUGCGUGGAACUGCUAAAAUUACUACCAGUUGAUGGUGAUAAGAAAGUUUUUCGGAAUAGAUUGCUAACGGGUUUGAAGUCUUUCAAAGGAGGAAAGGUUGAUAUCGGUAACCUGAAAACGAUUCUUGGGAACAUGGGGAUCAAGCUCAAAAAUAAGGAACUUCAAAGUGUGAUACAAAAUCAACCUGUUGAUGCUAAUGGAAAUGUUCCUCUGAAAAAGGUGAUGGAUGAUGUGAAAGCAAUUAUAGGCAAGUUAAAACGAGAAAAACUUAAUGUGGAAAAUCUAAAAAAUAUUCUCGAAGGCCUUGGAAUAGAAUUCACACCUAAAGAAUACUUGGAACUGGUACAAAAUUUGCAGAUUGAUGGUGAGCACUUCAAAUACUACUGGACCUUUUGA
Molecule: messenger RNA, 2196 nt
Organism: Piliocolobus tephrosceles (Ugandan red Colobus)
Lineage: Eukaryota; Metazoa; Chordata; Mammalia; Primates; Cercopithecidae
Product: EF-hand calcium-binding domain-containing protein 13-like
Exons: 26
Coding region: 1-2196 (731 amino acids)
Source: RefSeq, a predicted model, not a curated record